This is a messenger RNA of Pseudomyrmex gracilis, 1486 nucleotides long. RefSeq lists its product as uncharacterized. NCBI's taxonomy places the organism in Eukaryota, Metazoa, Arthropoda, Insecta, Hymenoptera, Formicidae. The annotation marks the transcript as partial. The record is from RefSeq and is a predicted model, not a curated record. The transcript has 3 exons.
AUGAAUCGGAUCAGACAACCGAAAGCGCUUCAGUUCCUAGCUGCGAAAACUGUAGCAAAACAUGUAGACGAGUACAUUAAAAUACACAAUCUUGAAAUUCNUAAAGUGUGCAAGGACGCAAUACGAGAGAUCUGUAUAAGCGAAGACAACAACAUGAACGAUCGCGAACCGCUCGAAGAAGAGGCCGCGCUCCUCAACGCGUUGGACGAUUACAUCUCGUGGGAGGAACGGUGCGACGAACGUCUAGAGACACUGAGAGAAGAGUGCCGUAGAAAACGCCCGCGAUCAUCCACAGGUGUGAUAAGUUGGCACGUCGCUCGUAUCGCGCGACUCGAAAGUCUGCGCGCGGCCCUUCGCGAACGAUUCGCGCACGUUGGUGCGGGUGUCGAGAGCGCGGGACUCGCAUGGAUCGAAGUUGAGACGGCGUUUAAAAAUCGUUUGGUGACCGGCAUCGUGGUGAACAAGUCGUUCAUCGAGCCCCGACGAUUUCUCGAAGCUGCUAGAGACACGGUGCUAACGCGCGUUCAUCGAGCGAUCGCGCGACACGCUAGCGUGAAAGUGAACACGGUGUUCAACGGGAAGUUUGUCGCGGGUGAAAAAACGAGCGUGAAAUCGUUCAAUACGCGCAAUCGCGCGUUGUAUCACUCGUCGGAUCUGCGCGAGUGGUACGAUCGAGAGGUGAUGGAUGCGACAAUGACCACUCUGGAGGAGUUCCAGGAACGCGACAGCGACUGGGCGUUGACGCAGAUAUUGAACCUCACAGUGAAUGUGAACAGUCACAAUCCGAUGCGCGCGGGAUGUCAGAUUAAAAUGUCGCGCGAGGUUAAACUCAAACUAGCUGUAGUGAACGUACAAUCACCUGACAACGCGUGUUUCGCGUGGGCAGUGGUUGCCGCGUUGUAUCCAAGUGCUUCACAUCCCGAACGAAUAUCACAGUAUCCCGCGUACGCGAGUGUGUUGAACCUUGAUGGAAUAGAGUUUCCAAUGACGUUGCAUCAAAUCNCGCGUUUCGAACGCAACAACAACGUGUCCGUAAACGUGUUUACGGCAGCGGAACAGGGACGCGGAUACGUGCCGCUCCAUCUCACAUCGAAUAAGAAGGACAAGCAUGUGAAUCUGUUGUAUGUUCCCGAUCAACACGAUGGACACGCGGGACACUUCGCGUGGAUAAAAAAUUUAUCGCGUUUAGUCAGCUCGCAAUUGAGCAAAAUGAAGACAGCGAAGUACAUAUGCGAUCGAUGUCUACACUACUUCUACACGAGCGAAAAGCUAGCGGUACACACCACGGAUUGUGACCAAAUGAACAACAGCGCAAUCAUUCUUCCCGCUGAGGGAAAGAACAAAUUAACAUUUGAAAAUUACAACAACAAGGAACGGGUUCCAAUGGUGGUGUACGCCGACUUGGAGUGCAUACUCGAGAAACAGGACAAAGAGGAGAACGCAACGAGCGCGCACAAGUACCAAAAACACAGUGCGUUCAGCAUCG